Molecule: messenger RNA, 1422 nt
Organism: Alnus glutinosa
Lineage: Eukaryota; Viridiplantae; Streptophyta; Magnoliopsida; Fagales; Betulaceae
Product: vesicle-associated protein 1-2-like
Exons: 8
Coding region: 317-1048 (243 amino acids)
Biological process (GO): endoplasmic reticulum membrane organization
Cellular component (GO): plasma membrane; endoplasmic reticulum membrane
Source: RefSeq, a predicted model, not a curated record
UCCACGCACGUUCACUUCGCUCUCUCUCUCUCUCUCUCUCUCUCUCUCUCUGAAAAUACCAGUGAGUAUUUAAGAGAAAGGCGAAUUCUCCAAAACACAAAGAAGGCAACCUCAGCUAUCUGCUGAACCCCUCUCGAUCUCUCCGCCCAUCUUGUUUUCAGAAACCACUUCACCUGAUCCCUUCCCCACGUACCCCCGGAUCAUCACCCAUCCUUUUUGCUUCUCCAAAAACUACUUUUUUUUUUUUUUCUUCUUCUCGUUUGUUUUGUAAUUCUAAAAGCUAAUAUUCAAAUCCACCAAAGCCAUUGUUUUGGAGAUGAGCACGGGAGAGCUCCUCGGCAUCGAACCCAUCGAACUCAAGUUCCCCUUUGAAUUGAAGAAACAGAUCUCUUGUUCGCUUCAGCUGUCAAAUAAGACGGAUAAUUAUGUAGCUUUCAAGGUGAAAACGACGAAUCCGAAGAAGUAUUGUGUUCGUCCGAACACCGGAGUCGUCUUGCCACGGUCCACGUGUGAUGUUAUAGUCACAAUGCAAGCACAGAAGGAGGCUCCUCCUGACAUGCAAUGCAAGGACAAGUUUCUCCUUCAGAGUGUAAAAACAAAUGAUGGUGUAACCCCAAAAGAUAUUACCACAGAAAUGUUCAACAAGGAGGCUGGACAUGUGGUUGAGGAGUGCAAAUUGAGAGUGGUUUAUGUUUCUCCACCCCAACCACCUUCUCCAGUACCAGAAGAGUCAGAAGAAGGGUCUUCGCCAAGGGGUUCUGUUUCUGAGAAUGGAAAUGCGAAUGGUGCUGGGUUCACUGUUGCUACAAGAGCAUUUGCUGAGCGGUUUGAGCCUCGAGACAAAUCUGCAGAGACAAGAGCCCUCAUUUCAAAACUUAGAGAGGAAAAGGACAAUGUGAUUCAACAAAAUAACAAGCUUCGUCAGGAAUUGGAACUGCUGAGACGUGAAGGCCAUAAAAAUCAUGGCGGUAUGGGUGUCUCCCUCCUGUUUGUCGUCUUGGUCGGAUUGCUUGGCAUAAUUUUGGGGUAUCUCAUGAAGAAGAGUUAAGCUUGUGCCUGCUAUUAUAUCUUUUGCAUAUAUUAUCCUCGAUUUCCUUUUUGUUCCUGUUCGCUGAAGAAAAAUGAUGCGAGGAAAAGAAAGUAACUCGCCAGGGGUGAUGCUUUUGUUGGUUGUUAGCUUUGUGGAAGUAGUAAACUUGUUUAGGUUCAGUCAUGGUGUCCUAGUUGCCUGACUAUCAAAGUAACUCAUUUUUUUGGUAGCAUGCAUUCUUUUUUGUAACUUAAAGAGGUAUAUUUUCUUUGUUUCUUUUGUGGUUCUAGUCUGGAGUUUUUGGACCUUCUGACAAAGGUACUAGUGGUUAGUGUCAAGGAUCUUAUCCAUCCUCAGUUUGCUGGAUUUGUUUAUCUUUGAUUUUCUUAUCA